Messenger RNA from Drosophila gunungcola (fruit fly), 3098 nucleotides. RefSeq lists its product as uncharacterized. The transcript has 6 exons. The coding region runs from base 105 to 2903 and encodes 932 amino acids. Lineage: Eukaryota; Metazoa; Arthropoda; Insecta; Diptera; Drosophilidae. The record is from RefSeq and is a predicted model, not a curated record.
UCAACAGACGGUUACACUGCGGAGCUUUAGGGUUUUUGUUUUGGAGCGUUGACGUUGAAAAAAUCGUCCUUCUAGUGAAUUUUUCAGAAAUUUUCAAUAAAAAAAUGGCAGCCCCGAAGGCAGUUGCGGGUGCCCAGUUGCCGGAGGGAAAAGGAACCUGUGUCCUCUGCGCAGCCGUGGCGGCUAGAGUUUGCCAGCGAUGCGGGGACUUCUACUGCGCCAAGGACUGCCAGCUGAAGGAUUGGCCACGUCAUCGCUAUAUCUGCUUCCCGCUGCCCGCUCUGGUCCACCCCAAAUCUUAUUCGGUGCACUUGACGAGCGAGGAGUUAUCGCUGGAGGAAGCGUGUGCGGUGGUUAAUACUGAUAAAGCCGUAGUAGUAUCAUCUCCAUCUCCAGCCCCCGUUCCAACCAUAAUUCCCGAUAUUAGGAACCUUAAUAUCGGCAAUAACGUCAAUACCAACCGCUGCAUUGCUCCCAAAGGCAUUCUUACUACACCGAAUCCCACUCCGCCAAUCAGCAAUAUCGUCUCAAAUAUCAGCGGCAUCAAAACGAAAAACAAAAAUAAUUCACCACCAAAUGCGAUCAUGCCGCCCAGCAAUAGUCUGGUGUGCAUCACUGGAUUCCGAUCCGCGAAUCGAUGCAACAUACGCGAUGCCAGCGAAAAUGCUGACAGGGCAUUUGCCCAAGUGUGCGAGAAGGUUAAUGCCAUAGGAAAUGAGCUGCCCAAGAUGGUAAAGCCACGUCCUGGUCUCUGCGUAGCUCGUCACAAUGGAAUGUUUCAGCGUGCCAGGGUGAUAAACUUCCUAACCAAUAACAGUGCUCGCCUUUUGUUCAUCGAUCAAGGAAUCACAAAGUCAAGAACAGUUUCGGAUAUGCGGGAAAUUAACAUGGAACUGGUAUCGCUUCCCUGUUUAAGUCUGCUGGUUCAGCUUAAGGAUGUGCCCAACUAUGCCAUCACCGACGAAGUCAUCGCCUUCGUCUCUCAAUUUGAAGGUGAAAAGUUUAUUGCAGUCUACGAAAAAACCCCAGGAUGCAUCUAUGUGGAACUGCUGUAUCCGGAGACGAAAGUGUCGCUUAAUGCAAAGAUACGGGAUUUCUGUUCCAUUAAAAGGGUGUAUGAAAAGCAUAAUUCUUUUAACAACAAAAAGAAUGAAGUGCCAAAGCAGCAGAAUUCUUCAACUCGACAGGAAUCCACUAUAACUAAACAAUCGAUUCCUAAUCCACCAAUAAUUCAGUCUCAAACUACAGCAGUUGUGCACCAGCAACCUGUAACAAAUAUUGAAGCUGACGCAAAAGUUCCGGGCCAAUCAGAGAAUUUAAGUAAGGAUCUCAAAGAACAGGAUUUAAAAAAAAUGAUGUCUUUCAUAGACAAAAAGAAUAAGACAACAAGUCUGCCGCAUUCCACAUCUGGGCAGGAAUCUACGUUUUUUGACUUCUUUAAUAAUAACCCAAAAAACGACGAAACAAUAAUUCCGUAUAUCUCUAUUGACCAAGAGACUAGUCAAGCUAGGAAGCAACAAAAAUCAGAUCCUCGACCAGGAGAAAUAGAGCUUCAGAAGUUCUUAAGAGACCUAGAGGCUAGUAAUGCAAAGAUGCGAGAUGCCGCUGGACAGAAAUUUACUGAGCCUAAUCACACUAAAACCGUUUCUGAAGUCUGUAAAAAUUAUACACCAAAAACUCAGUCUCCUACAUCAGAUAUUGUCUCCCAGGAACCUUUAACAAAACUGGAUGCUGAAGUUAAGAAUCAAGAAGAACGAAUCCCUACCGCUGAGGAUAAUGUAACAGCCGAUGAUCCAACUGAACAGUUCAGCGAGUUUUUCCGCUCAUUUGUGAAUAAAAACGAUAUUCAAGAACAGGAUAUAAAAAAACUGAGUCCAAGAGAAAUAUUGGCGGAAUUUCUACGUUGUAAAGGAUUAAAGGAUGUGAAAGAUUCAAAUAUAUCCGAUGUUACCCAGGAAACUCGUUUAAGUCUUGAAAAGAAAAAGGACAAAGAACCUGAAGAAAUUAAAGUUGAAGAAAUUAAAUUGAUUCGCGACGAAACCAAAUCAAACAAACUUGAAGUUAAAGAAAUUUCUAACCUUUCUCUUGAAUCGCAAGAUAAUGUGUUGCCUGGAAAAGAUGUAGAACUAAUUUGCGCUAAUCAAGAAAUCAAAACAGCUCCUCGAAAUUUAGCAAAAUCUAAAGAUGAAGAAGUCAAAGAAUUUUUAACACAAUGCUUAGUUUCAAAAACUACUUCACCAAGUGAUAAAGCAAUUCCCUUGGGAUUGCCACAACUUAAGGAAAAUUUGGAUUUGCUGUCUAUCUCAAGAGAUAAUCCGCAAGUUAAUGGGAUAGUAAAGCCCAAAAACGAACCAUUGCUCAAACCUCCCUUUGAGCUACGUCGCUUUUCAAUUGAAAGUAAGGAAGGAAUCGAUGUAUUCGUUGUGGAUAAUUCGAAAAUGGCUCGCGGUAUUUUUGGGGCAUUUGACAGCACAUACGCCUUUGAGUUUUCCACCUUGCAUUCUCGCCUGUCGGAAAUUACCAAUUCGGAGCCGUACAAACCAGUCGCAAGAGAAUAUGUGCUUGCCAGAUUCGAGGGCUUGUGGUAUCGUGGCAGAGUGGAGCAGAUUAUAACUACCAAGCAUUUGCAGACUGUGUAUCGUGUGAUGUACCUGGAUUACACCAAUGUGGAGGAUAUAACCGAGAAGGACAUUCGUCGCUAUCCAUUGGACUUCACAACUCCCUGUAACACAAACCUUUGCGUGAUUGAAGACUUUCCACAUAAACCGAAUCCAGCACAGAUUUCUUAUUUAUCGGAGGUGUUGAAGGUUCACCAAAUAGUUCAUAUUGAUGGUAUUAACUAUCUAAACAACAUAGCCAUUGUAACAGCCCGAUCCCUUAUCGCCAAGCUGAUGAGUUUGUAACCCGAAAAUUGCAUUUUGUGUUUCUGCAUGACGAGGCAAAUCGAAAUAUUUUUUUGAACGAAAAAUGGCACCACUAGUGCCAUAUGUUAUUCCCAAAACAAAGCUAUUCCAAAUUUUAGACCCGGCCAAAUAAGCAUUACGUUUGAAAUUAUUUUAAAAACAUUUAUAUAUAAAUAAAAUUCAAUUAAAUAACAA